Molecule: messenger RNA, 3238 nt
Organism: Physcomitrium patens
Lineage: Eukaryota; Viridiplantae; Streptophyta; Bryopsida; Funariales; Funariaceae
Product: protein KINESIN LIGHT CHAIN-RELATED 1
Molecular function (GO): protein binding
Source: RefSeq, a predicted model, not a curated record
CGGGGGCGGGGGGCACGGCAGUGGCCAUCAACGAGGCUUCGAAUCCCGCUCCCCGCACACCUCGACGAGACUUUGUUUGCUCCCCUCCCUCCGCUGCUCGCCCCUCGUGCCCCCGAAUUGCACGCCGUCCACCUCUCGCUUCCAGAGCGCCCGCCGCAAGGCUUCCUCUCAGGCAUUGACUGACUGUCCAGUGUUGGCCCUGUGGUCGAAUUUGUGUGCGUGCCGCUGCUGCUCUAGGUCUUGCCAGCCUGCUGCGGUGCCAAUCUCGCUGCAUUCCAUGGGAGUGCUUGCGGUCAUUGGUUGCAAGCAGGCAAGCAGGGGAGAGAGAUCGCUGCGGUGCUUGCCAAUCUUCUUUCCGUCUCUGCUGCCGACUUCAAAGAUUUCACAAGUAUCCGGAAACCUUUCCGUCCUCACCGGGUGGCACCGUCCUUGACAGUGGAGUUUCAAGCAUGAUGUUUGAAGGCCUACCUGCUGUGACCUGCAUCCUUAUAUGUCCACCACUUUGAGUAUUACAACGUUCCAUGGCUCAAUUAUUUUCUCUUUCACAACUGUCAUUGUAACCUUUCUUCGGCGAAACUCAGCAUGCUGAUGGAGUCUUCCUUGCCAACGGUUUUUCUGGCCCGUAAUGAGAGUAAGCCAACAGUAGCUGCAAGAGAUGGCAAGCAUGCAAAUCCAACUUCAAGUAAGGUUCUCAAACCUAAGCAGGGUGUUAUCAAGAAAUCGCCGGACUUGGUCCACAAAGGUUCGACGCCGAGCCAAACUAAAGUUGUCCCUGUGAGGAGAAGUGCAACCAAAUUACCGCAACAUGCAACUGAAAGGGUUCAAUCUGGUGGACCAGAUAGGCCUAGAAAGAGCACAACUGAGAAGCCGAGGAUUACUUCUACCGCAAACAGUAGGAACAAGGAGAAGCAAGAAAUGGAGGCUCUUGUAAGGAAGUUAUCGACUCCCACUCUCGGUGCUCAGCGUCCCUCAGCGAUGCAAGCACAUGUAAGUGUUGAAGCAAAACCUCCAGCAAGGGUUAAUGACAAGAUUCCAGAUGUUAAGUCAGUUCCUUCAAAAAGUGAUGCAAAAGAGCUGGCUUCCCCGCUUGAAUCUGUGAGUCCCAAGGUGGAAGUUCCCCGCCACAGUCUCCAAGAAUCUCUAUCUCCUACUCAGGAAGUUUCGGCUGCGCGGAAAAGCAGGAAUGCGACUCCCGUCAGGAGGGAAAGCAGCACUAAUGUCAGUGAUGCUGAAAGUGAAGAUGCUGGUACAAAUGUAGCAGGAACACCAUCUAAAGUCAUGCCCUUGAUGACAGUGGCUGCAGUUGAUGCUAUGAUGAACGACGAAUUACAGAAUUCCAACUUGUAUCUAGGUCCUUAUUUAAUCAAACUGACUAAGUUGUAUUCUAUGGAAGAAGAUCAAUCCAAAGCAGUUGAGUACGGUGUUAGAGCUGUUAAAUUCUAUGAGAAGCAAGCUGAUAAUAGGCAGCCUAGUUUGGAAUUCGUUGCUAGUCUUCAGAUAUUGGCAGCAUUACAUGGUAGGCUGGGUAACUUUGAUGAAGCCAUACAUUUGCUGGAAAGGUCGGUGGUCAUUCCAGUUACUGGUGACAACGAGGAUCACGCUUUGGCAAAGUUUUCCGGUUACAUGCAACUUGGGGAUUCAUAUAAUCUUCUUGGAAAGCAGCGUCCUGCAUUGGAUUCAUAUCAUCGUGCUCUCAGGGUGCAGAAGGCAAUGCUUGGAGAAAUGGAUCCUCGAGUUGGUGAAACAUGUCACUACAUAGCUGAAGCCCACUUACAGGCAUUGGAUUUUGACAAAGCUGAGGCGUUAUGUGAACAUGCGCUCUCCAUUCAUAAAGAACAUGGCGAGGAAGUUUCCUUGGAAGAAGCAGCAGAUAGGCGCCUUCUGGCGCUAGUCCUGAGUGCAAAAGGGGAAAAUGAGAAGUCAUUAGAUAAUUUGACGGUUGCCUUGUCCAUCCUAUUAGAGAACAAUUUGGAGCUCGAUGCAGCUGCAGUGAAUCUUAACAUUGGUGAUGAACUACUUGCGCUCGGUCGAGAUGUUGAGUCAGUAAAUGCAUACCAGAAAGCUAUUGCGAUGUUUAAGGCUAUUAAAGGCGACAAUCACACACUGGUGGCUGGGUGUUAUGUCAGUCUUGCUGAGCUCUACAUGAAGACCAGCAAGGUCCGUGAGGCCAAGUCAUUUUGCGAAAAUGCUCUACACAUAUAUGGGAAGCAGGGAGCUGGAAAUAAUCCCAAUGAUAUCGCAAGUGGACUGGCUGAUGUUGCAUCUGUUUACGAGGUUAUGAAUGAGAAGGAAACAGCUAUUUUGCUCCUCCAGCGGGCCCUCGCCAUUCAAAAGUCUCUUCCAGGUCAGCAAGCUGCAAUGGGUGGUAUUGAAGCUCAAAUGGGAUUAUUAUAUUACAUGAUGGAGAGGUUUGAGCCUGCCUUGGACACCUUCAAGAGUGCAAUUUGCAAGCUAAGGGAUGGAGGUCUAGAAAAGACGCCGUUAUUGGGCAUGCUCUUGAACCAAAUGGGCAUAGUAUGCAUAGAGCUUGGCGACAUAGAGCACGCCGCUGAGUUAUUUGAAAACUCUAGGAGUAUAUUAGAGGACACCUACGGUCCCUAUCAUUUGGACACAUUAGAUGUGUGCACCAACCUUGCGGGCAGCUACGAUGCACUCGGAAGAUUGGAUGAAGCUACUCAGCUUUUGGAGGAUAUUGUACAAGCAAAGGAGGAUAAGAUGGGUACAGUUCAUCCAGACGUGCAUGACGAUCGUGAACGGCUGCAAGAGUUGCUGAAGGAUGUCGGGCGGACCUACACACCUAAAUCACGCAGACUCGAAGAAUUGCUCUUAACUGCUAGGAAGGAGAAUCGUAAAAGAUGAGGACCCUUGAGCCUGGUCUAGUUUUCAAUGUUGCAACCUGCAUUAAGUGUGAUGAUGUGUGUCCAUGUUUCCAGAUAGUACUACUACUAUUUCUGCAGGGAAACCACCUCAUCCCCCCCCCCUGUGUUUUACAACUGUAGAACCAUGUAUGAUGUCGUCGAGCGAAAGCAAACCUCCCAGCCUGACUGGCGUAUUUAGGAUCUAUUUGUCUGGCUUACAAAGUCAAAAGUGUGUAAGACGGUGGUUUAAGUCAGGAAUGCACCCCAUAUACUCUAAGGCCCCGAUAUUCUGUAGAUGAUGAUUUAUUACUCGUAUAUUUUGUAACACGUAAUAUUCCAAUUACAUUUUAUUCUCUUAAUGAAAAAGCUUCAUUACAACA